UGAGUCGCCGCCCUAGCAACAAGCUGCAGAGAUAAAAAAAAAAAAAGAAAACAUCCGCCGUGUCUUCAUCAGCUUUAGCUGGCCCCGUUUGAGACGCAGACACUUUUAAUGUGAACUUUCUUUCUCUUCUAACAUGGACAGUUUGCAGGCAGGAGAUCCGCGGUAUCUGAAAAGAAGAGUGAAGGGAUGCACUGUUGAGGUCCACCCCACUGAGAGAGCCCUCGUGGUUCAGUAUGAGGUGGAGGCAACUGUCUUGGGAGAGCUGGGGAACCCGAUGGUUGGAGAACGCAAAGAGUGUCAGAAAAUCAUUCGCCUGAAAAGCCUCAACGCCCACACAGACACGUCCUCUUUAGCUCGGAAGAUCGUGGAGGAAUGUCAGCUGAUUCACUCGUCCAAACUCCGCGAGGUGGAGCAGCUGCUCUUCUAUUUGCAAAACCGCAAACAAUCCAAUGACGACCAAGAGAAGAAGCGCAUCUCACCUCGAGACUUCGCACCUUGCGCAGGAGUGGAGGACAAGGUGGCGCGCAUCGACGCCAUCGAUGAGUAUGUGGAGCUGCUGUACGAGGACAUCCAGGAGAAGAUCAGAGGAGCCACGCUCAUCUUCCAGCUGGCUCGCAACCCGGACAACCUGGAGGAGCUCAUACAGAACGAGACGGUCCUUGGAGCCCUGGCCAGAGUUUUGAGGGAGGACUGGAAGCAGAGUGUGGACCUGGCAACGACCAUCAUCUAUGUCUUCUUCUGCUUCUCCAGUUUCUCCCAGUUCCAUGGCCUUGUCACACAUUUCAAGAUUGGGGCCCUUUGUAUGAAUAUCAUAGAGCAUGAGCUGAAGAGGUACGACCUUUGGCAAGACGAACUGCAGAAGAAGAGGAAGGCCUAUGAAGAAUUCUCUGAGAACCCAAAUCUGAGGAAGGAACAUGAGAAGUCUUUCAGAAAGUACCAGAGCCUUCUGACCAAGCAGGAGCAGCUCCUCAGAGUUGCUCUGUGUCUGCUGCUGAACCUGGCUGAAGACCCCCGCACAGAGCUGAAGAUGAGGAACAAAAACAUCGUCCACACGCUGGUGAAGAUCCUGGACCGGGACGACGAGGAGCUGCUGCUGGUGGUGGUCUCUUUCCUCAAGAAGCUCUCCAUCUUCCUGGAGAACAAGAAUGACAUGGCUGAAACGUUGGCCGUGGAGAAGCUGUCUCGGCUGGUUCCCUGCGAUCACGAGGAGCUCCUGAGCACCACCCUGCGCCUCCUGCUCAACCUCUCCUUCGACACGUCGCUGCGCAGCCAGAUGGUCCACGCGGAACUCCUUCCCAAAGUCUCCUCACUGCUCGCUGACGAGGCCCAGAGACAGCUCUGCAUGUGCAUUCUGUACCACAUCAGCAUGGACGACAGAUUCAAGUCCAUGUUUGCCGACACAGGCUGCAUACCGCAGCUAAUGAAGAUGGUGUUUGACUGCGGGGAGAAGAUGGACGUUGAGCUCAUCUCGCUCUGCAUCAACCUGGCUGCUAACAAGAGUAACGCCAAGGUCAUCUGUGAAGGCAACGGUCUGAAGAUGCUGAUGAAGCGGGCUGUGAAGCUGAAGGAUGUUCUGGUGACGAAGAUGAUCAGAAACCUUUCUCAGCACAACGGAUCCACUAAGAGCCUCUUUCUGGAACAUGUCGGUGACCUGGCAUCUCAGAUCAGUAAGGUGGAGGAGGAGGCGGAGGAGUUUGUGAUCGAGUGUCUGGGCACGCUGGCCAAUCUGACCAUCGCCGACCUCGACUGGGCGCUGGUCCUCAAGGAGUACAACCUGGUGCCCUACCUGAAAGAGAGACUCAAACCAGGUUCUGCUGAGGAUGACCUCAUUCUGGAGGUGGUGAUCAUGAUCGGCACCGUGUCCAUGGACGACUCGUGUGCAGCCAUGUUGGCAAAGUCUGGGAUAAUUCCUGCUCUUAUUGAGCUGCUUAACGCCCAACAGGAGGACGAUGAGUUUGUGUGUCAGAUUGUCUUCGUCUUCUACCAGAUGGUCUUUCACAAAGCUACCAGGGACGUCAUCGUCAAAGACACUCAAGCGCCUGCGUACCUCAUGGACUUGAUGCACGACAACAACGCCGAGAUCCGCAAAGUCUGCAACAACACUCUGGAUAUCAUCGCUGAAUAUGACGAGGAGUGGGGCAAGAAGAUCCAGAAUGAGAAGUUCCGCUUGUACAAUUGUCAGUGGCUGGAUAUGGUGGAGAACCGACCAAUGGAUGAGGCGGGAGAGCCCUUCCUGUACGGGGAGGACGGGGAACCCUUCAUCGGGGACAGAGACAUCCUGGAGAGACCCGAUCUCUUCUACAGCGCCGAUGGGCUCAUCUCAGCAGACGGUGCCAUCAGUCCCGAGUUCUACACCGACUUCCAGGACGGAGAGCUGGGACAGACUGGAUACAUGAGCAGAGUCUCAAAGUCCCCCAAUGGGGGGGUGUCUUUCGAGACAGCAGGAUGUCCUCUUCAUCCGUCCACUGUCCCACAGCAGGACAGACAACCAGGGGUGGGAAGACAUACUCACACUCAUCGUCCCAUUGGUCAGAUAAUGUGGGGUCCCCAACAAACGCUCUGAGGACAUCUGGCAGAGAAGUACAGACCUCCUCCACCUGCCUGAGCAGCAGCCUGCUGGACCGGAUGUUGAUCAGCUCCGCUAGAUGAGGGAUGGAGGUCUUCAUUAGAUGAGCUUCACACAGCCGGCCUCUCUCAGUCUGGAUCUCAGACUGAUCGACGAUCAGCUGCCAAGUCCAAACUCCAAAGUACACAAGUCCAUAAUUGGUCCAUACUUCUUUGUGGAGAAGCUGAGGCCUCACAUGGAGGGUGGAGACUCCUUGUAGGCCUUUGUCUGGUCCUCUUGGUGUAGGAUCCAAGGCCUGAAGUGGAGGGUGGAGACCAUGGUCGUUUCUCAAAAUGCGUUCUUGUCUGUUCUCGUGGACUUGUGAAAUGUCAUAAGUCGCAGCCCGAGUAGUUCCAAUUCAAAGUCCCCGUCUAGCCAACCACGGUCCAAAUGUCCGGAUGUGACUAGCUCUAUGAAUACAGUUAAUUCUAUAUAGUUGUUGUUGUUAUUAAUACUAUCUGCUACAGUAAUUGCUAUACUUCCCAUAUUAUUGUGACUUUUAACGUAUAUUCCAUUUCAUUUCAAGGGAUCUUUGAUUGUUAUUGCACAUUUAUUUUGAGUAUUUAUUGCACUUUUCACUGAACUAUAUAUUUCAAUCAGGAGUCCAAUAAAGAAAGGAUCAUUGUGUUCCUCCCCUCUCCGCCUUCUUUUGUUGGACCUUUCAGUUUGUCGGAGCGGUUUGUCCCCGCGGGUCGACCAGCCCGCCCCGACGGCCAGAUGGUCUACAACUACAACACCGCCUCCCGGUAAACCACACCGGACGAGCUGCAUCUUGAUUGGGGAGGAACAGCAUCGGCGAUCUGUUAAUGGGGCAGAUCAUCAGAAGCGUCGCGUUGGAGCACCAAUAUUAAUAUUUUAAUACACCGACACUCAUUCAAGGAAAACUGCGGAAACUAGCAACUGUACGGGGAACAAGUUGAAUUACCCCAUCCACAAAUCACAAAUUCCUCAAGAUUUAUUAUAAUAUUAUAUGAACAAGAUACACUUAAAAACUAACAAACAUACAUAUUAAGGUCGGUCUUUAAUUUCAUUUUACGUGUAUUCUGAUGAAUUUGAAUAUUGCUUCUCUGAUUCAAGAACACGUGCUGUGAAUCAAAGCUUACUACGUCUGUAUUGUGGUAAACUAGCAGCUGUUGAUUCAACACUGAACCGUCACGUUUGCCUGAAUGUUUCUUUCGUAACCACAACCUGCCUAAUGUGAUCGCUUAUAAACACUACUGCAGGCAAAACAAAGUACAUGAAAUAAGUGCGUUUUGAAAGAUAAAUCUGGCACUCUGAGAUUCUUGAAUGAAGAGUGCCUUAAAAAAUAGAAUGCAUUAUUAUUAUUAUUAUAAAUCUGGUGUUAUUCUAUAUUUCUUUCUCAUGUCCAACAUCUAAUGCGCAGACUCAAACCAACAAUAUGUUGGUGUGUCUCAAUACUUUCUGACUUCCUGUCUGGCUCUCAGCUCCGAGCCCAUUGGUUCAUACUGAAGUCAGUCUUUAAAAACACCAUUAAAACAUGGUGAUGAAGGAACGCGUCAUCCCGUCACACACACACACUUGUUCUUAGAUGUUGGUUGAAUUCAUUUUUAAUAAGAGAAUAACUUACAGAAUAUCACCAGACCAAUCCUUUAACAGAGGUAAUAUUUUAUAGAAUUAAAACCAGUCCUGGCUGGCGUAGCUUUUUUAUUUUUUGCUUGUGAAGUGGAAGUGAAAAAAAACAAAACUUAGAAAAAGCCCUUUCUAUUUUAUCUCUUUAAUCAUAUUGUGACCUCUCAGAUUAAUCUGGUCGACUGGGACGUCAUAUAGUAUGUCCCACAUGUGCCUGAAAAAUUGUUGCGUUAAAUUACUAUACCUCAAUUUUGAUGUAUUGUUUAUGUUUGCGGUUCUGUAUUUUCUUGAUUUCCGAGGAAGCUUGCUGAUAAUCACUGUGUAAUUUGGUAAACAUUAUAGGGAGACAGGCUGUGCUCAACUGGUGCACUUUCAAUUGAAGUAACCUGGACCUUUUAGUUACUGCACAGCAGGUCAGCUGGAUUUGCUUACUCAUAAAUCAACAACCUUUUAUAAACUCCACAUAACUCUAUAAACUUGAAUAACUGUCUCAGAGCAUUGUCUCUAUAAUUAGUCCCAAAUUACAGUUCUUUCCAGGAAACAAUGGACCAUAAAAUAAAUGAGUGCAAUGUCCCACUAGAAGCUCUGCAGUAGACUGUAAAAAAAGAAAAUCCAAGCGCUGGAUUAAGACGUAAUUUAUCUUUAUUUCUAUGAAUGUAAUUUAAGAAGAAAUAACAGCCUUUGUCUUAUCUUAAAAAAUGUCUUGAAUAUGAACAAAUGUUAAUUUAUUUGUAUUCUUUAUCUUGUCCUUGAUGUGCCUGGAGCGCUGCCGGCCCGCGGAAAUAUGUGGUGCAAUAUAUCAAAUAUCAGAUGUAAGGCGUAUUAUUGUAGUCAAACUGUAUUUAUUAUUUAAUCCGUCACCGAUGUUGGAUUUCUUGCAGGUUUUGGAUAUUUCUCAGCACAGCGUGUCAGUGAUUGUGGACCAAAAAUAAAUAAUCCAAACCUCA
This is a messenger RNA of Cyclopterus lumpus (lumpfish), 5142 nucleotides long. It is a transcript of the gene kifap3a, whose product is annotated as kinesin-associated protein 3a. The record is from RefSeq and is a predicted model, not a curated record. Gene Ontology annotation, cellular component: axoneme; kinesin II complex; ciliary transition zone. The coding region runs from base 134 to 2563 and encodes 809 amino acids. Gene Ontology annotation, molecular function: kinesin binding. Lineage: Eukaryota; Metazoa; Chordata; Actinopteri; Perciformes; Cyclopteridae. The transcript has 20 exons. Gene Ontology annotation, biological process: microtubule-based movement; cilium organization.